AUGGUUACAGGUGAGGGAGAUACAGGCCAUGGGUUCGGCAAGGUGGAGAUGGAUUACAUCAUCCAGGCAAACAAGGAUCUCCAUCUGUUUGAGACAGACAUUGAGUACUACGGACCAUCGAACUCUCGUAACGCCAUCAUAGAAGCAUCCCUGUUGUGGGACUAUAAGGAGAUCCCCUUCGUCAUCAGGCAGGGAGAUUACUCUGCAUCUGAGGUGUCACGUAUACAAAGCGCCAUGGAAGAGUUCCACCAACACACGUGCGUCCGGUUUGUACAGAGGAACGGCCAGGAGGACUACCUAUAUAUCCAACGGCUGGAUGGAUGUUAUGCAUGGAUCGGUCAGAAGCAUGAAGGUGCGCAGGACGUGAUUCUCGGUGACGGCUACUGCCUGGAGAAGGGAGCCAUCAUCCACGAGCUGAUGCACGCUGUGGGGUUCUGGCACGAGCAUCAGCGGCCGGACAGGGACGACUGGGUCAACAUUCUGUGGGACAACAUCAUAGACGACAAGAAAGGAGACUUCGAGAAGCACGCGGAGAGCGGCGUCAGUACUCUUGGGCUGCCGUACGACUACAGUUCCAUCAUGCACUACGGCAGCAGGUCACACAGCAAAAACGGGCAGCCGACAAUCGAGGCGCUUUUCCCAACCAACGGCCUGAUGGGACAGUCGGACGGCCUAAGUUCCGGUGACAUCGAAAAGAUCAACACACUCUACAGCUGCGGCAAUCAGAAGUGGAGGACCGAUGGCCUUUGUGGCCCUCGCUUUCCAGCUCCAGGGGCGACACCUGGCGAGUGUAACCCGCAUGGCAAGUUCCCGUGCUGCUCGGCGAACGGCUAUUGCGGAUCCGGUACAGACUUUUGCGACUGCCCGGGCUGUGUGGACUUUACAACGGAACUUGGAUGCCCAACAGUUGUCCUGUACGGCUCCACCACCGUUCAGGUCUCCAAGAUGACGUCCUUCACCAUGACGGGAGCCACCCACGAGGGCCGCCCCGUGUACUUCAGCAGCGCCACCUGCGACUUCCUGUAUUACUACAAGGGUGACCGGAACCUGGAGUGGUGGGUGGGGCCGGAGGUUGGGAACAACUACGGGAGUGUCUACGUCAGGGACUCCCACAUCUACGCUGACGAGAUCAUCGGGACCUUCUUUCUGUGGGACGAUCAGUGGAUAGAGAACUCGGAUGUGAAGAUUGCCUGUUCUGAUGACGCCCCAGCUGGUGUUGUAGUUCCACAGUCGGUAAGCGACACUACAGACGACUGUGUUAGGGUCAGUCUGCACGGUGACGCCACCUACCAGCCCUCCCGCAUGACCACCUACACCAGGACAAGCCAGACCAGCGGCGGCAGGCCUGUCUACGUGAGUGACUGGGACAGCCGAGAUUUUCUCUUCUUCUUCGAUGACUACAAUCAGUGGUGGGUCGGGAACACGAUCGGACAAAACUUCGGCUUCGCCUACGUCAACGACUGCGCCAUGACCCCGGACCAGAUCAGGUCACAGUGGCAGCUGUGGGGCGGCGGCCAAUGGCAGUAUGUCCCGUCCGUUCAUGCAACAUGUGUCGGCACUGCUUAGAAUGGCCGUCUGUACAACCACUGGGCAACAGGGACAGGACUCAUCUUUUGAAAUGAGUCAUGACCCUAAACAGU
Branchiostoma floridae (Florida lancelet) is the source of this 1640-nucleotide messenger RNA. RefSeq names its product zinc metalloproteinase dpy-31-like. The transcript has 10 exons. The record is from RefSeq and is a predicted model, not a curated record. Lineage: Eukaryota; Metazoa; Chordata; Leptocardii; Amphioxiformes; Branchiostomatidae. The coding region runs from base 1 to 1566 and encodes 521 amino acids. Gene Ontology annotation, molecular function: metalloendopeptidase activity; zinc ion binding. Gene Ontology annotation, biological process: proteolysis.